AUGGCGGCGGCGACAAACCCAGACCCCGCGGCCUGGAAAAUGUCAGCAUCGUCGUCCCAUCACCAUUCCGCCACCAACCUCGCCAUCCUAGCAGAGACCCAAGCAGCUGAUCGCCUCAUUGCCGCACAUGUAACUGAAAUUCUUCAUUCAGCCCAACAGCAGCAGCAACAACAGCAACAGUCGUCCCCUGUUGGCGACAUCUCUGGCCUUUCAUCCAGCGAGAAACUCGAUGUGGGUCUCGCCGCUCUUGAUAUCUUUCUUCAAGCGAAUGUUACUGGACCUGUAGUGUCUGCAGACAAGCUUGGGUCGAUCCAAUCGAGAUUCACCAAGGCAUGGACGGCCGUCUCGACCACUGUUGCCGAGCAGACUGCUGCUACCCUGACACAGCUGCAAAGGGCCUGCUUGGCAUAUCUGGAGGUUGAUGGUGUUUCACCUUAUAGCCAUAUUCCUCACCUUGAACUCUUCUCCUUGGCCAGAUAUAUAUUCAACACAGCCCUAUCUAACGAAACAACAGCUGUCGUGCCAGUCCCUUUACAGGAUAAACAGACCAGCAACGUCAAAUACAGCAUAUCGUGGAUGAGACUGCGUAUCAACAUCUGGCACUACAAGCUCCUUACGCAGCCCAGUCUCGGCCCUGGCUCAAACUUCACAAAGAGCUCGCAAUGGAGUGAGGUCCCUAGUUUGGCCACCAGCAUACUGGCUGACAUGGAUGCUGUCCGUGGUCAAAUAGCAGGUGACGAAGUGUGGUCUGAAGCCGACUCAUGGGAGCCGCAAGACAGGGCGUACUUUCUGGUUGAAGCUGCCAACAACUACAUCCUUCUUGGACGCCAUGAAAAAGCCAAGGAGGCUCUCAAGGAAGCCACCAUGACGACUGGGCUCAAGUACGCCCUGUCUGGUGCCCUGGGCAAACGAACCAAGUUUCAAGAGAACACCAUCAGUCAGCUGGUUGUUCUGGCUCGCAGCAGUACCAACCAGGAGGAGCCUGCUGAGGAAGAACAUGACGAAGAGGAAAAGGCCAAGCCAGACGCGCUGAAGCUCAACGACGACACGCUCUUGGAAGAAAUACAAUUCUCAAGCGAGGAUAGCAAGAAGGAAGCCACCAAAGAGAAAGAAUUGCCACCAACACUGGCCGAGUUGUCCCCUGAUAAUCAACCUCAACUUACUCCACUGGAUCAAAUUAUUCUACUCACCGAGGCGACCCUAAAAGAUGCUUUUUCGCCAGUUGACACUCUUACAUCUCAAGAGAUCCUACCCUAUGCUGUUCGAGUUCUUGCCGAUAAAUCGACAAACUGGCAGAUUUACACGCAGGCACUUCUGGUGCGGUCUCGGAUUGAAGUUCAUCGUAGCAGGACGGUAGAGCGCGGUGUAUUGCAACUGCAGGCUGUCGCGGAUCAGGUCUUGACAGAUACAACCAUGGAACCCCAGGCAGCAAAUGCACCACAUGAGGAACCGAACGAAGUUGAGAGCGAAGUGCCAGCAAUACAAAUUACGUCUCCGGAUCAAGAACGUAUUACAGCUCCCACCAAGCCCCAAGUUCCUACGUCUUUCUUACCAGCACCGAAACCGACGGAAUCUGCAGCUGCACACAUUCGUCUCCGGUAUAUUGAUGCGUUGUCUACUCCACCACGAUGGCACCUCGAAUCCGAAUUGGCGUACGCCUGGGCUGGAGUCGGCUCCCUGACUUCUGCCCUUGAAAUCUUCAAGCGUCUUCGUCUUUGGGCAGAGGUGGCCUUGUGUUAUGCCAGUGCUGCUGCCUCCGAGGACGAGGACGGCCGCGGUAGCGGAGGCGAAGAAAAGGCUAAAUCCAUCAUCCGUUGGAGAUUAUUCCACCCUACAGGCGAAGAUGUUUCAGCAACGUCUAACCCAGAUGAUCAAAAUGUUGAAGACGUCAUGCAUCUAAAGGCUGCCAGUUUUGAGGGUCCUGAAAGGAGUCCUCCACCUCCCAAUGCUGCCAGACUUUGGUGCAUCCUCGGAGAUAUCGAGAACAAUCCCGACCACUACGAGCGAGCAUGGACAAUCUCCAAGCAGCGAUAUGGCAGAGCUCAAAAGUCCCUUGGCGAGUAUUACCUCGCAAAGAAAGACAUGGUUAAGGCACGAGAGGCAUACAAAUUGGCUACCAAUGUGAACCGACUCAGUCCGGAUCUCUGGAGCCGCUUGGGCGACAUAAGUCUUCGCCUGGGGCAUUUCGACGAUGCCGCCGAGGCCUAUGGCCGCUCUAUUAGCAGUGCCAACGAUGUAGCCGGCGGUGAAGGCGCCAGAACCUGGAGCAACCUGGGAAGUGCCCUGUGGAGUUUAUACUGCGAAGUGACUGCAGAGAAAAAGGACGCUGCGCCAUCGAACACAGAAACAAGAGUAAUUACCCGCGCUGAUGACGAAGAGGAUGAUAUCCUCCUCGCAGAAACGGGAGAUAAGACUCUCGAUCCUGCCACCUUGCUCUCCAAAGCUCUAGCUGCCUACAAAAAGGGCGCUUCCAUCGCCCACGACAACUGGCGCAUCUGGGACAAUGUUCUCACACUCGCAGCCCGUCUCCAACCCCCAGCAAUCCCAGACAUGAUCCUCGCCUUCACUCACAUCCUGCGAAUUCGCAAAACCGAAGACGCCAUCGACACGGACGUCCUCACCGCUCUCCUGCAGGAGGUCGUCAUUUCCAAAGACAAGCCCGCCGGAACAGGAAUCUACGAACCACCCCGAGGAUCCAUGGAACGCCUCGUCACCCGCCUGCUGGAGGAAGAAAUCGUCCCCCUCAUCACACAACGCGCCGAGCUGUGGUCCCUCAUUUCCCGGCUUCGCACAUGGCGAAGAGACUACGCCGGCGCUAUUGAUGCAUCUGAACGUGCGUGGAGAGCAGCCGUGGGAUCAUCCGGCAGUGGUCUCCUACCCGGUGAAGUGGCUGCCGAUUCGGCAGACUGGACAACAGAUAUGAAGGGGUGGACAGAAGUCGUCAAGCGGACGGAUGAGCUUGUUUCCAUCCUGGAGAACUGGGGUCCAGAUGUCGAAUCUGUGGGCAGCAAGUGGAAAGGAAAAGCACGAAGUGCAGUUCGUAGCGUCAUGAGCCGCGGGCGAGAGAAUUGGGAAGGAUCAGAGGGUUGGAGUACACUGGAAAGUUUGAUGGAAGGUUUGAAAAUCUCCAAGUAA
Molecule: messenger RNA, 3135 nt
Organism: Pochonia chlamydosporia 170
Lineage: Eukaryota; Fungi; Ascomycota; Sordariomycetes; Hypocreales; Clavicipitaceae
Product: TPR repeat-containing protein
Exons: 1
Coding region: 1-3135 (1044 amino acids)
Molecular function (GO): protein binding
Source: RefSeq, a predicted model, not a curated record